Molecule: messenger RNA, 2682 nt
Organism: Pochonia chlamydosporia 170
Lineage: Eukaryota; Fungi; Ascomycota; Sordariomycetes; Hypocreales; Clavicipitaceae
Exons: 5
Coding region: 1-2682 (893 amino acids)
Cellular component (GO): plasma membrane
Molecular function (GO): calcium-activated cation channel activity
Source: RefSeq, a predicted model, not a curated record
AUGGGCAACUUUAUUAGUUGGAUCAACAAGAACAUUCCCGCUGACCAGAACAAUGGCAGUGGUCAAUCGGACUCGACCAACAAGCCUCAGUCCGUUUGGGGCAUGAUCGACACUUUGAUUCCUGUACUCAUUGUGUCGGCCAUUUACCUCGUUCUCUUCUUGAUAUUUAGAAGAUCCCAACGCAGAUUUUACGCGCCGCGUACAUAUAUAGGCGGGAAACAUGAACGGAGUCCAGAAAUGCCGAGUGGAUGGUUCAACUGGUUUGGCGCUUUUUGGAAGAUCCCCGAUGCCUAUGCCUUGACACACCAAACUCUCGACGCCUACCUCUUCUUGCGCUAUCUAAAAGUCUGCACCAUCAUCUCAUUCGUCAGCUUGUGCAUCACCUGGCCUAUUCUCUUCCCUAUCAACGCAACCGGCAAGGGGGGCCAGUCUCAGCUGGAAAUUCUGUCCUACAGCAAUGUGAGCGUGGACAAGUCAUCAAAUUACUUCUACGCCCACGCCUUGGUCGCAUGGGCUGUGUAUGGCUUCCUCAUGUACAUGAUCACUAGAGAGUGCAUCUUUUACAUCAACUUGCGCCAGGCGUACCUUCUCACUCCUCACUACGCGAAGCGUAUCUCAGCUCGUACCGUCCUUUUCACAGCUGUUCCCCAGGACUAUCUCGACGAGGCAAAAAUUCGCCAAAUGUUCAACAAUGCAGUCAAGAACGUUUGGAUUGCUGGCAAUACCAAGAAAUUGGAUGAGAAGGUCGAAGAACGUGACAAGGUUGCAAUGAAGCUCGAAAGCGCCGAGGUCAAGCUGAUCAGGGCCGUCAAUGCUGCUCGAACCAAGGCGAUGAAGAAGGGCGGCAACACCGAUGAGACUGAGCAGGACACAGAAACCGCCAAUGUCAUAUCUAGAUGGCUGCCCGACAAGAAGCGACCCUCGCACCGCCUUGGGCCCUUGGGCCUGGUCGGCAAGAAGGUAGAUACUCUCGAAUGGUGCCGCUCAGAACUGGAAAAGAACAUCCCAGAGGUUGAGAAGGCCCAGCUUGCAUGGAAGCAGGAUGGAAACUUUGAAAAGGUCGGAUCACUCUUUGUUGAAUUCCACACCCAGGCCGACGCACAGGCUGCCUUCCAGGUCAUCACUCAUCACCACGCCCUUCACAUGAGCCCCAAGGCGAUUGGUGUGAAGCCACAGGACGUCAUCUGGAAGAACUUGUCUAUUCCGUGGUGGCAGCUCAUUGUUCGCCGUUAUGCAGUAUAUGCCAUUGUCGCGGUUCUCAUCAUCUUCUGGGCGAUCCCCGUCGGUAUCGUUGGUAUUAUUUCUCAAGUGUCGACGCUCGUCAAGCUCCCUGGGCUGGGCUGGCUCAACGACAUUCCCGAGAAAAUCCUCGGAGUCAUUUCUGGUCUUUUGCCAGCUGUUGCCAUUUCCAUUCUCAUGUCAUUGGUUCCAGUGAUUAUGCGUGCUCUAGCCCGUGUUGCCGGAUCCAAGACCAACACCGAGGCGGAGUUGUUCACUCAGAACGCGUACUUUUGCUUUCAGGUUCUCCAGGUCUUCCUCAUUCGAUCCAUUACGGAUGCUGCCUCCACGGCUAUUGUGCAGAUUGCUGGCGAUCCUGGCCAAGUCUUCUCAAUUUUGGGUAGCGCGCUGCCCACCACUUCCAACUUUUACAUCUCUUACUUCAUUGUACAGGGACUUACAAUUGCUAUUGGCGUUGUCACCCAGGUCGUUGGGUUGUUCAUCUUCAGAAUCUUGUACAAGUUCCUCGCGGGCACUCCUCGAGCGAAGUACACCAAGUGGACUACUCUCACUGCCAUUCUCUGGGGUAGUCUCCUGCCCGUCUACACCAACAUUGUGGUCAUUAGCAUUGUCUACUCUGUUAUCGCACCUCUGAUUCUGUUCUGGUCCACCCUCGGACUGUUCAUGUUCUAUCUUGCUUACCGAUACAACCUUCUCUUCGUUUCCGAUACUGCCGUCGAUACGCAGGGUUUGAUCUACCCGCGAGCCCUUAAGCAGCUUUUCACUGGCAUCUACCUCGGUGAGAUUGUCAUGAUUGGCAUGUUCGCUGUGGUCAAGUCACCCGGCCCAGCUGUUCUCAUGGCUAUUUUCCUCGUCUUCACCAUCCUCUUCCAUAUCACCAUGACUAGAAGCCUAAGCCCGCUUCUUUACGGACUGCCGCGUACGCUUGAGACUGAAGAGGCUAUCAUUCAGACUCGUGGUGCUGAUGUCGACGCCGAGGUCGAUGACAAGGAGAUUAGCAACGGGGCUGGUGCAACCAAUGGUGCGGAUGGUGAUACAUCGGCCGCAAAGAAGACUGUUCCAGGUGGCAACGACUAUGGUGUUGAGAAGAAGGGCAACAUGUUUUCCCGGUUUUUUAAGCCCUGGAUUUUCUCCGACUAUGCUACGUUGCGACACAUGGUUCCUCAGGAGCAGAACAUCAACUUUGCGCAGCUCCAGGAAAUUGGCGAGGCAAACGAGCGCAACGCGUACUUCCCACCCAGUGUCAACAGCCAGCCUCCCCAGCUCUGGAUCCCCAGAGACCCGCUUGGUGUAUCGAAGCACGAGAUUGCCCUGACGAGCAAGGUCAUCCCCAUCAGCGACAAGGGUGCGCACUUGGACGAGAAGAACAAGGUUGUCUGGUCCGAGGAUUUGACCAACGAGGAGGAUUUGCCGCCUAUUCACGACGAAAAGGUCUACUACUAA